AUGAAUGCCAAGCUAGAUGGCUUAUCGCAGAUCUCAGCAUCUCCUAGUCAUGAUUGGUGCAUAGAUGUUGCUGGCACUAACACUGAUGAAGUAAGGGAACGAGUAAUUUUGAACUGCAUGCGUGAGGAACAGAUGAGUGGUUCUCGAGGAAUGACGAAUUUGGUGUUACACUUCAAAGAGGUAAAGAAAGAGGCCACUGUCACCCAAACAGCUGUUAAGAGGAUGCGCAUCGAAGCUAAAUAUACUGCUGAGAAUAGUGGCAAAUGGGUACCUAUAAUAGCAUUCGAAUGUCGUGGUUGUGAGAUCACCAAGUGGCACCCUGAGAGGGGGUACCAAGGCAGAAGCGUUGGAGGUACUUUAUUCAAUGAUAUCGAUCUUAGUGAUGACUGGUGUGAAUAUGAUGCUGAUAAUGAGGCUUCUGUUGGAGUAUAUGAUCUUCAGUGGAAACUUGAAAAAGUAUAA
Perkinsus marinus ATCC 50983 is the source of this 462-nucleotide messenger RNA. RefSeq lists its product as hypothetical. Bases 1 to 462 code for a protein of 153 amino acids. The transcript is spliced from 4 exons. The record is from RefSeq and is a predicted model, not a curated record. Gene Ontology annotation, molecular function: zinc ion binding. Lineage: Eukaryota; Perkinsozoa; Perkinsida; Perkinsidae.